Sorghum bicolor (sorghum) is the source of this 1354-nucleotide messenger RNA. Its product is annotated as F-actin-capping protein subunit alpha. Gene Ontology annotation, cellular component: actin cortical patch; F-actin capping protein complex. Gene Ontology annotation, biological process: barbed-end actin filament capping; actin cytoskeleton organization. Lineage: Eukaryota; Viridiplantae; Streptophyta; Magnoliopsida; Poales; Poaceae. Bases 16 to 1131 code for a protein of 371 amino acids. The transcript has 10 exons. The record is from RefSeq and is a predicted model, not a curated record. Gene Ontology annotation, molecular function: actin filament binding.
GGCCUCGUCCGUCCGAUGGGUACCCUGGACCAUCGUCAACCGUCGCGCCCGCCUCCCGCCUGCUCUCACGUCACGUGCCGUCCGUCCGUGUUGCCAUCGCGGCCAUCUCCUCCGCUCCGUUUCAUUCCCACGCACUCCACGUCGCCUUCUCCCAUCCCCUCCUCCCCUCUUCCCUACCCACCGCCGCCGCUGCCGCUCCAGGGCCCCGAAAUGUCGGUCGAAGGCGGCGCCGGCGAGCCGCUCAGUGACCGCCAGAAGCGGGAGAUCGCCGUUUGGUUCCUCUCCAACGCGCCCGCCGGCGAGAUCCACUACGUCGCCAAAGAUGUGCGCGCGCUGCUGGGGGACGACGCGGUGUACGAGGCCGCCGCCGCGGAGGCCUUCCCGGAGUACAACAAGGCCCGCCUCGUCUACUUCGAGCUCCCCGACCGCAGUGGCGACAUAAUCAUCUCAACUUAUGGGGAGAUUGACAAGAAUAAUUAUCUGGACCCCAGGACUGCACAAGUUGCUACUAUAGAUCAUUUGAAACAGACCUGUACAAAACUGAGGCCUGCUGAAGAUGAGGAGCUUCCAUCAGCUUACAUUGAAGAGUUUAGGUGUGCUUUAGAUGUUGAAUUGUCAAAAUACGUUGUUGAAGCUUAUCCCAAAGGGGCCUGUGCCAUUUAUUGUACUAGUGGAAAGGAUAUAGAGGGACCAGGAUCAGAUUUCAGUUUCACAGCAGUUAUUUCUGCGGCUAAGCGUAGCCCACAGAACUUUUGCAAUGGCAGCUGGCGUUCAAUUUGGACCAUGGAAUUCAAUUAUGAGUUGCAGUUUGUUAAUAUUAAAGGAAAUAUACAGGUAGAUGCUCACUAUUUUGAAGAGGGAAAUGUCCAGCUGGAUACUAAUAUUGAUCGCAAGGACUCCACCAUAAUGCAGUCACCUGAUGAUUGCGCGGUUUCAAUUACUAACAUCAUUCGACAUCAUGAGUCUGAAUAUUUGUCAUCUCUCGAGGAAUCAUACUUAAAUUUGUCUGAUGCAACUUUCAAGGAUCUUAGGCGAAAACUUCCAGUUACCCGGACCCUUUUCCCAUGGCAUAACACAUUGGCAUUCAGUCUUACGAGAGACCUUGCCAAAGAAUUAGCACUUGGAAAAUGAGUCUCAGCAGGCCAUGUCACCGGAUGGCUUCAAGUGGAAUUUUUAUAUCCAUGCCAUGUUGUGCUGUUCUGUAGUAAUCAGCAUUCUUCAUUGUUUGAUGUCUGAGCUUCCCAAUCCCAGUGUAAAUCAAGAACACACUUUUGUAGAGAAUGGCAUUCAGAAAAUAUUACACUCUUCACAUAUUUUCCUGCGCAACCAGAAAAUAUACACUCUUCAGUCUUCA